Molecule: messenger RNA, 3054 nt
Organism: Penicillium egyptiacum
Lineage: Eukaryota; Fungi; Ascomycota; Eurotiomycetes; Eurotiales; Aspergillaceae
Source: the annotation of a GenBank genome assembly
AUGAAGGCAAUAUUCAGUAAUGAAUAUGUUACAGACGAUGAGAUGGUUUCCCAGCAUAUAGACGUGCUAGGGCCGAUGCCUACGAGUUGGUUGGGACGCUGGGAGGGACGUGGAGAAUUCUUUGAUCAAGAUGGGCGUCCAAGAGAAGGGAGGUGGGUAUGGCCCGAGUUUGAACAGUCGUUCAAGGACGGUGUGCAGCACUAUCGACGAAAGCUUGAAAAGGGCGAAUUUGGAGAGGAGGAAACACAGGCUAUUCUCAAUCUCAUCCGUCGGAUGCUGGCAUUUCAGCCGCAAGAACGACCAACAAUCGAGGAGGUUCUAGACUCUGAGUGGAUGGCUAAAUGGGUGCUACCUGACUUGGAGAAGUUGCAGGAACAAUCCUUGACUUCAAGAUUUUUCUUCGAUUUCGAAAACAUGGGAGCCUCCACACAUUCUGGGACUGGGAGUGAACAAGUGGAUGAGUCGGGCCCUCCACCAUAUUCGUUGGUUGCCGACGGCGGACUCGUGGCAGAAUCGGGCAAUGUGCAAGGAGACGGCCGAAUUGAUGUCAACCUCGAAUCCAAGAUCGCGAGAACCCUCGCCAAAAUCAUCGACUUGCAGCAAGAAGACAUCCACAAUCCACCUCCUGACUAUAUCGACCCUACGAAGCAAAUAACCUCAUGUGAAUUUAAUCUCAACAUUGUCAUUCAAAUUGUGGGAAGUCGUGGAGAUGUGCAACCUUUCAUCGCGCUCGGAAAUGCAUUACAAAAGCAUGGCCAUCGUGUCCGGAUUGCCACACAUGAUGUUUUUGCAGACUUCGUACACGAGUCAGGGUUAGAGUUCUUUCCCAUUGGCGGAGAUCCUGCAGAAUUGAUGGCGUUCAUGGUCAAGAACCCCGGCUUGAUUCCACAAAUGAAGACACUCCGCGCAGGGGAGGUGCAACGAAAGCAGGCUAUGGUAGCGACAAUGCUCGAUGGGUGCUGGAGGUCCUGCAUUGAAGAUGAUCCAAUCACCAAACAGCCAUUUGUUGCAGACGCCAUAAUUGCAAAUCCUCCUAGCUUUGCACACGUUCAUUGUGCACAGGCUCUAGGCAUUCCAGUCCAUCUGAUGUUUACGAUGCCAUGGAGCAGUACCAAGGCGUUUCCACAUCCUCUCGCCAAUCUAAAUCCCUCUUCUAUGGAUCCUCAGACUGCAAAUUGGGUUUCUUAUGGGGUUGUUGAGUGGUUAACAUGGCAAGGGCUCGGAGAUGUGAUCAAUCGAUGGCGGGUCUCAAUAGACUUAGAGCCUGUCCCGGCAACGGAAGGGCCCUCCCUAAAUGAAACAUUGAAGAUACCUUACACAUAUUGUUGGUCACCUGCUCUUGUGCCAAAGCCGCAGGAUUGGCCAAGCCACAUUGGUAUGUACUCACUUUGGUUCCCUGUUACGAUGGUAAAACUAAAUGGUUUAGAUGUCUGUGGAUUUUUCUUUAGAGAACACCCAUCAUAUUCUCCACCCGCAAAGCUAAGGGAGUUCCUACAAGAUGGCCCACCUCCUGUCUAUAUUGGCUUCGGUAGUAUUGUGGUCGAGAACCCCCAAAAACUAAUAGACACCGUUGUCAUCGCGGUGGUGAGGGCAGGUGUACGUGCGAUCAUUUCAAAGGGUUGGAGUGGGCUAGUUGGAAGCCCAAACCCGAAUAUCUACUAUAUUGACGACUGUCCACAUGAGUGGCUCUUUCAACACGUCGCUGCAGUAGUCCACCACGGAGGCGCUGGAACUACUGCGUGUGGUCUCAAGAAUGGGCGACCGACUGCUAUCGUGCCUUUUUUCGGCGACCAACCUUUCUGGGGCAACAUGGUUGCUAGAGCCGGUGCUGGGCCUAAGCCUAUUCCAUUUGCAUCACUCGACUUUCAGAGACUGACGGCUGCUAUCCAAUUUUGCCUCACCUCAGAGGCAACAGAAGCUGCACGUGUGUUGGCUUUCAAAAUGCAGACUGAAUCGGGUGUAACCGCAGCCGUGGGAUCGUUCCAUCGAAAUCUUCCCGUGGAGAAAAUGAGGUGCAAUUUAAUGCCCAACCAGGUUGCGGUCUGGAGAUACAAAAAGGCCAAAGCCAACUUGGACCUAUCCAAUGCAGCCGUGCAGAUCUUGAUUGAACAUCAAAGGAUAGAUGAAAAACGUCUUCAGUUGUACGUGCCCGGACUCCAGCCAGAAUAUGAACUUGCUAACCGAUGGCUCUCAUGUUCCAUCAGUCAUCUUGUCAAUCCAAUCGUUAUUGAACAUCGCCGCUGGGAUCCCAUAACUGGAAUGUUGGCUGCAGCUACCAGAACCGGGUCAACUAUGCUCGGCUCGACCGCUGAUAUGAUUUACAACCCAUACAAGGAAUACAAACGCGGUCGUUCUCCAAACACAUCAGCGAGGGCCUUGCAAGCCCCGGCGGUCCCUGGCGACCCGCUUUCAAGGGUACCCUCGCCAACAAGAAUAUCUGCAGCCGAUGAAGCAAAUUCGCAUAAUUGUCGGACACCAUCCGUUGGCCCUGGAUCCGAAACCGGACCCGUUACAACGAGGAACGGUCUAUAUGUUGCAGGCAGCAUGCUAGGUGCAACGAUGAAAGGCUUUGGUAAAUUCACCGGAUCAUACUUCAAAGGGGUGGUAGUCGACAUUCCACAUGCCGCCGCGGAAGGAUUCCGACAGGUUCCUCGGCUGUAUGGGGAAAAGCCCAAGGACUACGGCGUGGUUCAGGAUUGGAAAUCCGGAGCUAUCGUUGGUGGCAGGAAUUUCGUGGAUGGCAUGUCUGAUGGCUUCACCGGCCUCUUUACACAACCCGUCAAUGGGGCAAAAGAGGAAGGCGCUUUAGGUGCGGUCAAGGGCUUUGCCAAGGGCACUAUCGGGCUUGCAACGAAGGUCCCCUCUGCCGGGAUCGGACUGGUGGCGUAUCCUUUCCAAGGAAUUACUAAAAGCAUUGAGGCAGCUUUUCGUUCCCAGAGUCGCAAGGCCAUUGUGAAUGCACGGCUAAAGAAUGGGUAUUAUGAAACAAGCAGGAUGCAGAUGGCAGAUGAAGAGCGGAGUGAGAUGCUGCAGUCAUUCGAUAGAUUCUUUUAG